AUGGAGGCCGUCGCCACUGAAGACGUGCCUAACCCUAGUGGAAGAGUCCUCCGGAAGAGGAAGAGGACUAUCCUGUCACAUGUGGACGGCGAAGGUGGCGAGAAUCUCAACAAUGAUCACAAAGACAACCAUUAUCAGAACGCUGGCAUCAAUCCUUCAGACGAUGAAGUCUAUAAUGAAGAUGAUGGCCAAGAGCGAUCGGGAGUGAAGGUCAAGGCUUCCAGAAAGAAGGUCCAGCCUCGAAAGAAGGCAAAGACGAGUGUCCAGGCUAUACAGCCAGCUGCGGACUCGACCGAACCUAAUAGCUCUUCUGGUGUGAAUACCGACCAACAGAUCAAUCGACACAGCCAUCCAGCACUUGCUCAACCUUCGGCCACAGGAAACGCUCAGGGUACCGCCACGCCAAACGUACAGCAAGAUAUCAAAGUCGAUGAUACCGCGGACGACGACAAAAAAUGGGAGAUCAUCACACCCGACGAAGGCCGCUAUAAGCUCGACCAGGAGCGUUCCAUGACGCUCCAGCGGCGCCACAAGAUCUCUGGACUCGUCAAGUCGGCUACCUACGGCUGCGCUUAUGAUGGAGAGGAGAAUAACGGCAACGCGGGAACCAACUCAGUCAAGGAGGAAAUGGGUGACAUGGCGCCAGCAAACGAUGCGAGGACUGCCCCUUUCAUUAUCGCACGUCGAGAGGGUGAUCGAGUGAAGCUCCGCAUUACGGGCUUGAGGUCGCUCGUAAACUCCAAUCAGGUCGAACAAGGAAAUGGCGAAGGUUCUUCUGUCAGUCCUCGACCACAGCCCACCACUGCGAAUUCCAGGGCUGAGCUUGUCGCUGGCAAGAAGCGUAGGAAUAUUGAUCCUGAUGACAGUUACGUUUCAGUUGGGCGACGGUCGAAGCGAGCGAAGACGGGGCCGGUGGAGCAAGAUGACGAUGAGGUGAUGGAGAUAGGACAGAUGAGGCACAUCCAGGUGGUGAUGACGAGUACGAGGACGAGCUGUAAGAAGACGUGA
This is a messenger RNA of Mytilinidion resinicola, 1008 nucleotides long. RefSeq lists its product as uncharacterized. Lineage: Eukaryota; Fungi; Ascomycota; Dothideomycetes; Mytilinidiales; Mytilinidiaceae. The transcript has 2 exons. The coding region runs from base 1 to 1008 and encodes 335 amino acids. The record is from RefSeq and is a predicted model, not a curated record.